Molecule: messenger RNA, 792 nt
Organism: Podospora anserina S mat+
Lineage: Eukaryota; Fungi; Ascomycota; Sordariomycetes; Sordariales; Podosporaceae
Exons: 2
Coding region: 1-792 (263 amino acids)
Source: RefSeq, a predicted model, not a curated record
AUGACCGGUUGGGGGGACAGACUCGUACUAGCACUGGGUUGGCUCGGUGACUUUGACGGUUGGGAUUUGGCUUCGCUGGCUUUGCUUUCGCAUGGUCCUGCGACGUUUCUUGUCUCUGUCUUUUACGGCAUUCGCUGGUUGACCGCCGGCGCCUAUCUCGGUGUGGAGGUCGUAUCAACUGCCUUGCCGUUCCUCCUUUUGCGUCAUCUCUCCGGUGACGGGGGCAAGGAGAGUGCUGCUACACCGAACAGGGAGAUCGUCACCGACAAGUGGAUUCAGCUUCUUACUAGCCUUCAGGCGGGAUUGGUCUACAGUGUUGUGCUCUUCCUGGCUAGCAGGACGUUCCUGUCGGAUGUGUUUGUGCUCCACUUUGAGGGGAUUCCUACUGUCAAGCCUGCCGUUGAGCCGGCGGGCAUCUUUACGGGGGCGGAUGGGAUCGCGACGGGGGUUUUGGGGUUGUUGAUGGGGUGGGCUGCUAGGAGGUUCAUCUUUGCGCCUGUGGUUACGGCUCCCGAGGGGACGGUCGGGGAUGAGGAGAAUGAGAGGUUUGAUCCUGCGAGUGCGAGCUUGGAGGAGACGGUCAAGUGGAAUUUGUGGGGGUGGAGGGACAAGACGAAGGUUUCGGUUGUGAGGACGGGCGCGGCUGUGGUUGCUACGGUUGUGGGCACGUAUUUGGAUACGGCAUUGGGGAUUAGGGGCGUUGAUCAGGUUGGGGCCGGGGUCUAUGCUGGUGUUUGGGGAUUGGCGGUUGUGUUGACGGGGGUGGCGUUGACGUAUGUGGGGAGCAUCUGA